AGCCCAUGCAGUCGUCGGCGCCUGCCCACUCGUAUAAUCCGGCCACCGUCCUCCGUCUCCUUCGCCACCUCCCCCGCCGGAGUUCCGCCGCUGCCGCUGCCGGCCACCAACUUCACGCUCUCCUCGCCAAGCUCGGCCUCCUCGUCCACCCCACCUUCCUCCCCGCUCUCCUUUCUCACCUUCCGGCUACCUCCCGUUCGUCUCUGUCCCUCCUCCUCGCUGCGCCUGCCAACGUCCUCACGCCAUCCCUCUUCUGUCCUGCAAUCGCCGCGUUCUCCUCCUCUCCCGUCCCGUCCUGCUCGCUCCUUCUCUUCAACCACGUCUCCUUCCUCUCCCUGCCCACCCCGCUCCCCGCCUUCCCCGCUCUCCUCAAGUCAUGUGCGCGCGCUUUCAAGCUCAGCUCCGGAACCAGAGCUGCUGCGGUCUUUGCUGCAAAGGGCGCUGAGCUGCAUUGCCGCCUGCUGAAGCUGGGCAGCGAGCAAGACCGCUACGUGCAAAACAGGCUGGUGUCCAUGUAUGGAAAGUUCGGGCGGCUCGGGGACACGCGGAGGGUGUUCGAUGAAAUACCAAUCAAGAAUGUCGUGUCUUGGAACGCUCUGGUGGGGGCUCAUGGUGCGUCUGGGGAUUUGCAGGGCGCGGAGCGCGUCUCUCUGGCGACGCCGGCAAGGAACAUAUCGUGGUGGAACAAUGAGAUCACGCGAAAUGUGAGGCUUGGGGAUAUGGCCGAGGCUGCAAGGAUUUUCGGGGAGAUGCCUGAGAGGGAUGCUGUGUCCUGAAACUCCAUGAUCGGGGGCUAUGCAAAGAUCGGGAUGUAUGACCGGGCACUAGAUGUUUUUCGAGAAAUGCAGGAGAAUGGUGUGGAACCAACAGAGCUGACGGUUGUGUCAGUGCUUGGGGCUUGUGCAGAGAUGGGAGAGCUAGAGCUGGGGAGGAGAAUCCACAAUUACCUUGAGAGGAAGGGCAUUGCAGCCGAUGGAUAUGUUGGCAAUGCACUGGUUGAUAUGUAUGCGAAAUGUGGAAACUUGAAGCUUGCCAGACAAGUCUUCGGCAGCAUGUCAAUCAGGGAUCUUACAUGCUGGAACGCGAUGCUUGUUGGGUUGUCAGUCCAUGGCCAAUCGCUCGAUGCCCUGAGGCUGUUUGAUUCUAUGAAGAUUGAGCCUGACCAUGUCACUUUUGUUGGCGUUCUGACUGCUUGCAGCCAUGGUGGCCUGGUGAACGAGGGGAGAGCAUAUUUUAACAGCAUGGCUGAAGACUAUAAAAUUGUGCCCAGUGUGAAACAUUAUGGCUGUCUCAUAGAUAUGCUCUGCCGCCACGGUAAAGUGCACGAAGCAUAUCAAAUGAUCAAGGAUAUGCUGAUCAAGGCGAAUUCCGUGCUUUGGAAGAUGGUUAUGGCUGCAUGCAGAGUGCACGGGCGGUCUGACCUUGCUAGCAAAGCUUUUCGGGAAUUGCAGCAGUUGAUGCCAAUCGAUGAUGGGGAUGCUAUCACAGUAUCAAAUGUUUAUACAGAAACAAAGCGAUGGGAUGAUGUUGAACAUCUGAGAAGGAAGGUUAUCGGAUGCAAUGUUUCAAAGCAUGCUGCAUGGAGUCAAGUUCAUGUAAGAUAGGGAGCCAAAUUAAGCAACUGUUGCAAACUGGACGGUUAGUGAUCAGAUUCAACUAAUUCAUUGCCCGAAGAUUGUAGCUCAUCAA
Messenger RNA from Panicum virgatum (switchgrass), 1689 nucleotides. Its product is annotated as pentatricopeptide repeat-containing protein At5g08305-like. NCBI's taxonomy places the organism in Eukaryota, Viridiplantae, Streptophyta, Magnoliopsida, Poales, Poaceae. Bases 6 to 776 code for a protein of 256 amino acids. The record is from RefSeq and is a predicted model, not a curated record. Gene Ontology annotation, molecular function: RNA binding; protein binding. Gene Ontology annotation, biological process: RNA modification. The transcript has a single exon.